GAGAAUAACUUGAAGCAAUUUGCCAACUUGUGAUAUGUGGAGAAGACUUGGGCAUCGCCCGUAUGGGACUGCGAAAGUAGCGUCCAAUGUGGAUAUGAAGCAAUAUGCCGAAACCGCUGCUAGCCUAAGAACAACAAACUCCUUGAAAAAAGCACAGUUAGACUUGAAAAGAGCAUACCAAGAGUACGACACUUUCAAAGAUGUUUGUGCAAAGAGAAAUAUGACAUUUCCCCUCUCUCCCACUUUUAGAGACGAUUACCAAGAACUGCAAAAAAUUUCAGAGACCGUUUUAAAUUUCAAGCAUGAGUCGAGGCAGUUGCAAGGUACAUUAAAACAAUUGAAAAUUGCACAGAAGAAAGACAAAGUGGAUAAUAUAGUUGAACAGGAAACGAUUUUGGACAAACUCACGAGGUACAAGCCAAUUUUGAAUGAGAAAACCAAGCUGCAAACUACGCUAGAAGAUAAACUCUUCGUCCAAGUUUCGAGCCUUCCUAAUUACAUCCACGACUCUGUAAAAGACAAGCAAGUUUUGUUGGAGUAUUUGAACCCUACACAGGAGCUGAAAGACUCUACGAGCGAUGAUUUCAAGGUCAAAAGUGAUUCUAGAUUUGAUCAUAAAGAAAUUAUGGAGCAUCUCGGUUUAGUGAAUUUUAGUCAGGCAACAAAGGUCUCUGGACGUGGUUGGUACUAUUUAAUAGGUGAUGGUGCUUUGCUGGAACAAGCCUUGAUUCAGUAUGCACUAAAAAAGGCACGACAAGCAGGCUUUCUGAUGGUAUUGCCACCUUCGAUUGUUCGGACUGAAGUCACUAAUGCUUGUGGUUUUAUGCCUCGUGACACAAACAAUGAACGCCAAGUAUACGAGCUUCAAAACGAGGAUUUGUGCUUGACGGGAACAGCUGAGAUACCACUAGCCGCUUUAUAUGCAAAUCAUGAAUUCAAAGGCGCAGACGUUCCGCUUGAUUUGGUGGGACUCUCACGGAGUUAUCGUGCCGAGGCAGGUGCAGCCGGGAGAGAUACCAGAGGUCUAUAUAGAGUUCACGAGUUUACCAAAGUCGAGCUAUUCUCCUGGACCUUCCCGGAUGAGAAGCAAAGCAUGGACAAGUUUGAUAGGAUUGUCAAGUUCCAGAAGGAUUUCAUCAAAAGUCUAGGUCUUACGGCCCGUGUACUUAUCAUGCCACAUGAUGACUUGGGUGCACCUGCCUAUAAAAAGAUAGACAUUGAGGUUCUCAUGCCUGGUAGAGGUACUUGGGGUGAGGUUUCAUCUACCUCCAAUUGUCUUGAGUUUCAAUCCAGGAGAUUGAACACAAAAGUUAGAGACCCUAAGGAUAGCAAGCUCAAGUUUGCCCAUACAUUGAAUGGUACUGCUUGUGCAGUUCCAAGGGUUGUUUUGGCCAUUAUCGAAAAUUUUUAUGACCCGGCUACUGACAGCAUUCAGAUACCAGAAGUAUUAAGGCCAUAUAUGGAUGAUAAAACAGAAAUCGGUGGCAAGACUGCUACAUCAAUAAAAACAUAGAUUAUCCUUCCUUUCUCUGUACAUAUAUAUACUUGGAUAUCUAGAUAUUAAGAUACAAUCAGGCUCAGUACUAUUUUUAUAUACACUAUAGACCAAAAUAGAUAACC
Molecule: messenger RNA, 1620 nt
Organism: Pichia membranifaciens NRRL Y-2026
Lineage: Eukaryota; Fungi; Ascomycota; Pichiomycetes; Pichiales; Pichiaceae
Exons: 1
Coding region: 35-1513 (492 amino acids)
Biological process (GO): mitochondrial seryl-tRNA aminoacylation
Cellular component (GO): mitochondrion
Molecular function (GO): ATP binding; serine-tRNA ligase activity; tRNA binding
Source: RefSeq, a predicted model, not a curated record